UUUCCCGAAGUGAAAGCUUUCAGACUAUAGAUUCUGGACAUUCCUAUAAAAUUUUAAAUAUUCCAAAUUCCCGACAAUGUUUGCCUUUAUUGAGGACAUAGAGAUGCCGCCCCUUGGCAACCAGAAAUCCUUUACUCCCAUCGUUCAAGCCGAAUACAUUGGCAAUGUUGCAACCUAUAUCGAUCAGAUCGAAUUCAACUCGGAUGUGCAAACGGCCCUCAACCUGCAGAACACGUUCCACAGGAAAUAUAGUGUACAGGCUUGGAAGCUGGAAGAGCGGAAAACUAUGAUAGUCAUGCGCCUGGAGGAUGCCAAAGCCAACUAUAAGCUGGCUGACGAGUUCCUACGCAAACCCGACGAGGAGCAUCAAAACCUGAUGCACAUAACCUAUGGAGUUUUCAGAUCGGUAACCAUACCGCCAGUGGAGAAGGUGAUCCUCCAAACGAACUCAAGUACUCUCCAGAUGGAAUUCACUCUCCCGGAGGCAAUUAAGUUUCUCAGGAAAGAAAUUACCAGACUACAGCAACAGCGGUUGCAGAUCGAGCACGACAUUGACUACCUGGAGGAUCAGGUGCAUGUCAUUGAGCUGAAUAUAGCUGUUUUGAAGAAAUACGAAAUGAGGCAGCAGCAACAGGAAACUGAAGGAUUUUUGGAUGUUAAGUAAUUAGAUGCCUAUUAAAUUAGCAGUUCUUUUGGUAUUUAAAAUGAUAUGUAAAUAUUGUAUAUAUAAUUUCAAAUUGAAUCUCAGAAAUGAACUUUGAAUUAAACCCGGGAGUAAGCAA
This is a messenger RNA of Drosophila serrata, 782 nucleotides long. RefSeq names its product prefoldin subunit 3. The record is from RefSeq and is a predicted model, not a curated record. Gene Ontology annotation, cellular component: prefoldin complex; cytoplasm. Lineage: Eukaryota; Metazoa; Arthropoda; Insecta; Diptera; Drosophilidae. Gene Ontology annotation, biological process: microtubule-based process; tubulin complex assembly; protein folding. Gene Ontology annotation, molecular function: tubulin binding.